AUGGAAAAUGCACGAGAAGCCUCCCACAAAGCUCACUGUUUGGUUUUAUCCUACCCAACCCAAGGCCACUUAAAUCCUAUGCUCCAAUUCUCUAAGCGCUUACCACAAAGGGCUCAAGUCACAUUAGCCACUCCUCAGUCCGUGUACAAGAACAUACACGGAGCAGCGUCCAUUUCCAUUGCGCUUGAGACCAUAUCCGAUGGCUAUGAUGAAGGCGGCAUCACCCAUGCAGAAAGUGUUGAGGCCUACCUUGAGCGCUUCUGGGAGGUCGGCCCUCUAAUUCUUACAAAGCUUGUUGAGAAAUUGAAUGCAUCAGGCUGCCCCUUAAAUUGCAUAGUCUACGAUUCUUUCUUGCCUUGGGCUCUAGAUGUUGCGAACAAGUUUGGCUUGGUUGGUGCUGUGUUUUUCACUCAUCCUAGUGCUGUUGGCAGCAUAUACUACCAUAUAUAUAAGGGCUUGGUCAAGCUUCCUUUCACAGAGCCUGAAGUUCUGGUGCCUGGAUUGCCUCCACUCAAACACCAGGACAUGCCUUCUUUCAUUUCUGAUUUGGGGUCAUACCCUGCUUUCUUUGAAAUGCUGCUGAAUCAGUUUGCCAAUGUUGACGAAGCAGAUUUGGUACUUUUUAAUACAUUCUAUGAGUUGGAGAAAGAGGAGACGGAUUGCUUGGCAAAGCUCUGGCCAUUAAAGACAAUUGGGCCAACCGUACCAUCUAUGUUCUUCGAUCAGCGACUCCAGGGUGAUGAAGUCUAUGGUUUUUGCAUCUUCAGGCCAAACAUUGACGCUUGCAUGAAAUGGCUAAAUGACAAGCCAGAACAAUCUGUGGUUUAUGUCACGUUUGGGAGCUUGGCAGCUCUGGAAGCUGAGCACAUGGAAGAAAUAGCAUGGGGUUUAAAAGGGAGCGAAAGUUAUUUCUUGUGGGUGGUAAGGGCAUCCAAAAGAAGAAAAACUGUCCAAAGAUUUCUUGGAUCAGCGACAUCAGAGAAAGGGUUAUUAGUGUAUUUUCAAAAUCAAAAGUUAUGUCAUAUAAUGAAAAGCUAUCUUAACUCAAAAGUUAUAUCACAUAAAGUGACAUAAUAUGACUAUUGGAUUGUAGGGAAGUUUUCAUGUGAAUAGUUAUCUCUUAGUAAAAUGACAUCCAAAAGUUAUGAGACAAAUUAAAAAAAAAAUCAUAAUUUAAAAGUUUAAAUAUGAAAA
Messenger RNA from Theobroma umbraticum, 1194 nucleotides. Its product is annotated as UDP-glycosyltransferase 74F2-like. Gene Ontology annotation, molecular function: quercetin 7-O-glucosyltransferase activity; quercetin 3-O-glucosyltransferase activity. The record is from RefSeq and is a predicted model, not a curated record. NCBI's taxonomy places the organism in Eukaryota, Viridiplantae, Streptophyta, Magnoliopsida, Malvales, Malvaceae.